AUGAGACCUAGCAGUUUUCCAGAAGGUAUGACCAUUAAUUCAAAUUUGCACAAGAACACCACUUGUCCACGUGGAACGGUUCUUAUUCGCAGAACUACUAAGAAUGAUUUAAUACAUGCAAAAGCUCUUCAAAAUCAUGUUAAAAGACAUGUUACGAGUUACCCAUCGGAGAAAGAGAAAACUAGCAUUGGAACUGGAAGUCAUUAUGCAGUUAUGAAAACUACAAUUGGUGAAUAUUACGGAGCAAGUGCAAAACUUAUUGUUUAUGGUUUUACAAAUAUCAAAGUUGAGCAAAGCACCAUAAGCCAAAUAUGGAUUCUUGGAGGUGUUGCUGGACCAUUAGAUGAAGUAAACGCUGUACAAGCAGGAUGGCACGUAGAUCCGAGUUUAUAUGGUGACUAUUUAACCCAUCUAUCUACAUUUUGGACGGCUGAUGGCUAUGACACAGGUUGCUACAAUCUCUAUUGUCAAGGAUUUAUGGUAAUAUCUCGUGACUUUAGUCCUGGAAUGGAAAUAACCCAGCUUUCUACCUAUGGUGGGAUUCAAAAAUCCAUUGACAUAUGUAUCUUCAAGGAUCCAGAAGAAGGAAAUUGGUGGUUAACCUAUGGGGAAGAAAGAUCUCUAGUGGGAUAUUGGCCAAAGGAGCUUUUCAAUAAUUUAGAGAAACCUAAUGAGGUUGAUUAUGGUGGUGCAGCUUACUCUCCCUACAAUGAACCUAGUCCCCCCAUGGGAAGUGGUCAUAUGCCUUACGAAGGUCCAAAUAAGACAUGCUAUUUUCUGAACAUUAAGUUAGUAAAUAAAAGAAAUCAGCUUUACAGUCCAAAAUCUAACAGAGUCAGACUAAAAUCUACUAGACCUGACUAUUACGGUAUUGAUGGAAAUUAUGACUCAGGUUAUCCAGAUGGUUACAAAUUUCGUUAUGGUGGUCCUGGAGGAUACACUCGGAUGAAGGAUGUAUAA
Molecule: messenger RNA, 960 nt
Organism: Asparagus officinalis (garden asparagus)
Lineage: Eukaryota; Viridiplantae; Streptophyta; Magnoliopsida; Asparagales; Asparagaceae
Exons: 5
Coding region: 1-960 (319 amino acids)
Source: RefSeq, a predicted model, not a curated record